CACCCCCAAACGGAAAAGAGCAUUGAAGUAGGGUUUAUAAGCAUUAGGGUUAAGCUCUAUUAUCCUUCCCCUCCGUUGUGGUGUAGACUGUCGAGCAGUGAAUACCAGUUGCUCCUAUAGCCGGCGCUCAACAACAUGGCGGACAAGGCAGUCACCAUCCGAACCAGAAAGUUCAUGACGAACAGGCUUCUCUCCAGAAAGCAAUUCAUCGUUGAUGUCCUUCAUCCAGGGAGGGCUAAUGUUUCCAAGGCUGAACUGAAGGAGAAAUUGGGCAGAAUGUAUGACGUGAAAGACACUAACACUGUAUUUGUCUUCAAGUUUCGAACUCAUUUUGGUGGUGGCAAGUCCACUGGGUUUGGUUUGAUCUAUGAUUCAGUUGAGAAUGCCAAGAAGUACGAGCCCAAGUACAGGCUUAUCAGGAAUGGACUUGAUACUAAAGUAGAGAAAUCAAGGAAGCAAAUGAAGGAGAGAAAGAAUAGAGCUAAGAAGAUUCGUGGAGUUAAGAAGACAAAGGCUUCCGAUGCUGCCAAGGCUGGAAAAAAGAAAUGAGUUUUCAAACAUCCUGUCUUGAUUUUAAGGUUCUUUUGCUAUUGGUAUUUUCUAAUGGUUAUUUUACUUUCUAUUAGCUUCCUAGAAUGAGAUAUUUUGCUGUAAGUGUUACAUUAAUUGAUGUUCAGUAGUUAUAUAACUUGAGAUCUAGUACUGGCACGAUCAAUUUUGAGAAUUCAGUUGAAUGCUUUGUUUUCAAAUAUUUACUAUUGUGAUAAUGAAUUCCAGUGUUGCUUGAUUUGGUAUG
Glycine soja is the source of this 796-nucleotide messenger RNA. Its product is annotated as 40S ribosomal protein S24-1-like. Bases 136 to 549 code for a protein of 137 amino acids. Gene Ontology annotation, cellular component: ribosome. NCBI's taxonomy places the organism in Eukaryota, Viridiplantae, Streptophyta, Magnoliopsida, Fabales, Fabaceae. Gene Ontology annotation, molecular function: structural constituent of ribosome. Gene Ontology annotation, biological process: translation. The record is from RefSeq and is a predicted model, not a curated record. The transcript is spliced from 5 exons.